AUGCCUUUAGCUGCAGCAAACGCCAGCUCGGCCAGUCACGUUUGUCUUUGUCAAUGUGGCACAGAGCAAACUUUGGAACCUUCGAGGUUCCGUUCCGUGUCGUGUGGUGUGGGGUGGAUUCUUACCUCAGCUACCCCCUGUUCUCGUACCUUGAUCUCCACAAGCGUCAUUUUCCAACCUCCCAUCAUCAUCCAUUUCCAACAUCACUUCUUCUUUUCUAUCGCAUCCCAUCAAUUGCAUCGGCGCAUACUAUCCGAAUUCAUUUCUGAGGUCGCGAGCCUUUCAUACAUACAACACCUCAUAUCUUUUACCUUCUUCAUCAUCACGUUCACGACCGAGCUCAGCUCACGUACGUCAUACGGGAUCAACAUGUCCGGACAGGUAGAAACAGGAGACAAAGGUACGACAGUCAUCUUUACAGGACGAGUUCCUAUCAUAUAUUGGAGAACCCAAUGGCUAUGAUUCCUCCUUUCAAUGAAUACUAUCUGCUUCAAUCGCACUGUUUGAGCUCGACUUUUUUAACUCCGAAACACGCCCAUCAUAGGCGUCUUGGAGUUCGGAACUCGUACCCCGCUCUCGACGUCCAUCUCAGCCCCAAAUUGCUAACAGAUUUUCAAAUAGUUUCUUGGAAAUGGGGCGGUGGAAACCCUUCAGGAACGGCCGCUGAAGUCAAGCCUGACAAGGUUUCCAUUACUACUAAACGCGGAAACGAGGUCACCAGGAAUGGUGAAGAGGGCAAUCCUGCGGUUCACAUCGAGCGCAGUGGCAAUGAUGUCGUCAAGAAGGCUAGCGAAUUGACGGUCGAGAGGAAAGGUUCCGGCUCAGGAUCGAACAAGCAGAAUGGAACUUCCAAGGAGAAGAAGGAAGAAAAGGCCGACGAGAAGGCAGAGAAGAAGAAAGAAGAAGAGAAAGAAAAGGCUGCUGAAGCUAAGGAGGACAAGUCGGAGGAGAAGAAAGACGAGGCUAAGGCCGAUACCAAUGGAAAGGAAGCUCAACCAGGCGAGAAGCGCAAGGCUGACAAGAAAGCCGACGCUGCUGCCGAGAAGAAGCAAGAGAACGGCGAUAGUAAGAAGAAGCAAAAGACCGAUGCCAAUGGCACGGCUGUAUCGACCAAUGGUGCCGGCGAGAAGAAGAAGCCUGGUCGACCAAAAUGUCAAGGUGGUGCGGCGAAGAAGGAGAAGAAGGAACCUGCAGUUGGAAAGGCGCAACGAAAGACUCGUAGUCAAGGCGCCGCUUAAAAACAUGUGUGUUUGGUGAUUUCUUUGUACUGGCGAUUGUUUUUCUUGGUCUUGGUUGGGGUUGUUGACUUGGCUAAGUCGGUUUGGUACACACGGCACAUUGGAUCGGAAAAGGGGCCGGGCUGGGUUGGGCUGGUAUCAUGGUAGGAGGUGGUGAUCUUAAAUUGUUUGUAUAUAAUUUUAUAUUUUGUCUUGGAUUAAAAAUGGUGCUCAGUAAUUCAUUCAUUC
Molecule: messenger RNA, 1466 nt
Organism: Hymenoscyphus albidus
Lineage: Eukaryota; Fungi; Ascomycota; Leotiomycetes; Helotiales; Helotiaceae
Source: the annotation of a GenBank genome assembly